Molecule: messenger RNA, 777 nt
Organism: Colletotrichum paranaense
Lineage: Eukaryota; Fungi; Ascomycota; Sordariomycetes; Glomerellales; Glomerellaceae
Exons: 4
Coding region: 1-777 (258 amino acids)
Biological process (GO): secondary metabolic process
Cellular component (GO): cytoplasm; nucleus
Molecular function (GO): hydrolase activity
Source: RefSeq, a predicted model, not a curated record
AUGUUGCGCUUCUUGUGCCUUCCCGGUGCCUACGGCAGCUCGGACAAAUUCCAAGUUCAACUUGCCCCCAUCUUGAAGGAGCUUACUGAGGAUGGCACGGCUCAGUUCCACUUCAUCCAUGGACCUUGCAAGGCCGUCCCGCCUCCGGGAUUUGAGGACUAUUUCGGAGCUCCCCCCUACUACCGCUUCAUCGAGCCCGAUAGAGAUGUUGAGAAGUCUCACAGCGACGAUGUCCUCAUGCGCAUUCGUGACUUCCCCGACUGCGAGACCCCCGAAGACACGAUGAGAGAGCUCAUGAGAGAAGGCAUCGCAACCACCCACCGCAGUACCGACAGAGCCAUCAAGUUCCUGGCCGACAUUGUCGCGAAGCGCGGCCCCUUUGACGGCAUCAUCGGCUACUCCGAGGGCGCCACUGUGGCAUCCACCUUUAUGCUUUACGAGCAGCGUCGUCUCAAGCGCUCCGGCAUCAAGCCGGCGUUCAAGUAUGGCAUCUUCUUUGCUGGCUGGCCUCCGGUCGACCCCAAGACUCACGCCCUGGUCCUCUCUGACGAGAGCGAGGAGCGCAUCGAGGCCCGCACCUUGCACAUCAUCGGAUCCUUGGAUCCUUAUGUCGAUGGUUCUAUGGCCCUUUACAACAUGUGCGAUCCCGACACCGCAUAUCUUUUCGACCACGCCAAGGGCCAUACCCUACCCCGUGACAAGGAUACCAUCAAGGAGCUUGGCGACAUCAUCCGCGAGACCCAGGCUGACAUGCAAGAAGAGGGUCUCUUGUCGUAA